Varanus komodoensis (Komodo dragon) is the source of this 847-nucleotide messenger RNA. It is a transcript of the gene EVA1B, whose product is annotated as eva-1 homolog B. The transcript is spliced from 2 exons. Lineage: Eukaryota; Metazoa; Chordata; Lepidosauria; Squamata; Varanidae. Bases 111 to 593 code for a protein of 160 amino acids. The record is from RefSeq and is a predicted model, not a curated record.
GCGGAGCUCCUCCUCCAGGGGGCUGUUCAGUGCCUCAGGAUCGAAGCGCCCUUCCCCGGUGGAGGGGAUGACCCCCGACUCCUUCUCCUAGGUACCACCGCAGCAUCGCUAUGGAGACACACAGCCGGGAGAUGGAGCUCUUGAGCAACAGCAUCGCCGCUUACGCGCACAUCCGAGAUAACCCCGAGAGUUUUGGCCUGUACUUUGUGCUGGGCGUGUGCUUCGGCCUGGUGCUGACCCUGUGCCUGCUGGUCAUCCACAUCUCCUGGCAGCCUCAGACCAUCCCCCCCAGGCCCCGCCGGAACCUGCGGGACGUAAGCGAGGAGGAGGAGGAGGAGGAGGAGGAGGAGGAAGAGGAGACCGCUGACCACGUGGUAGCCGAGCCAGCCCUGGCCAUGACAGAGCUGCCCCUGGAGGCCGCCAGCACCCCCGACGGGAGCCUCGCCAUCAACGUCUUUGCCUCGGCAGAAGAGCUGGAGCGCGCCCAGCGCCUGGAGGAGCGGGAGCGGAUCCUCCGGGAGAUCUGGCGCAAUGGGCAGCCGGACAUCCUGGGCACCGGUACUGGAACCAUUAGCAGAGUCCAUUACUACUGAUCCACCUGUAUCCACCCCCCCUUCGGCCUCCCCAAGAGGCCUGUGGGCUACUGUGCCCAUCAUUCGGCGGCGCAGACUUUGCGCAAGACCUGCCCUUAUGCCGGCUGGGAGGCCGCCGCUUUGCACGGCGGGUGGAGGUGAGAGAAGAGGCCGCCGGGAGCAAAGGGACCACACUAGGCAUGCAGGCAGCAAGUGGGACCCUCAAGCACAGAGCGAGCGCCUGCCCACCCCCCUGCCCCACCACUUCCAUUUCU